This is a messenger RNA of Zophobas morio, 898 nucleotides long. RefSeq lists its product as uncharacterized. Lineage: Eukaryota; Metazoa; Arthropoda; Insecta; Coleoptera; Tenebrionidae. The transcript has 6 exons. The record is from RefSeq and is a predicted model, not a curated record. Bases 14 to 898 code for a protein of 294 amino acids.
UAUCGAAGAAGGAAUGAAAGUGCUGGAGGUGUUAAAAGAAUGGCUUAACCAAUCAAAGAUCUCAAGUUACCCUCUUGUACCACGUGGCUCGGAGGUGUUGCCUGGGCAUACUCUUUUUAAAAUUGAAAGGUUAUUGGACGACUACUUUGCCAAGGAAAAUAGUGAUAAGCUUCAGCAGGAAAUUGUAAAGUUUCGCCGUAUUACCAGCGAAAGAAUAUUAAUCCCCCGCGAAAAUUCUAUUUUUGAGCCCAAGGGAACGCACUAUAUAUUGGGCGACAGAGUUGUAUGCAUAUCAGAAUCUGCAAUUGUGCCAUGCGGCUUUCAAGGAACUGUCGUGGCUAUUUACGCAAACACUCACAGAGGCGAGCCAUGCGAAGUGGACGUGCUGUUCGAUCGUUCGUUUCUCGGUGGCUCGGACUUGGGCGGCCGGUGCUCAGCUUCUCGCGGCAUCACGUUAAAACUUGAGAUGUUACUAAAUUGCUCGUUUGUUAGACGCGUUGCAAGUAAAUAUUAUAAUUCUGCUGCUGCUGUGCAUGAAAAAUAUAAAGCCCCCCCGCACACCAAAACUAUCAAUCCUAAAUUAACCAAUCCAAGCCCCCUUAAACAACUUCCUGGUCAAUAUGUUGUCACCAGCUGGCAGCAAGGCGAGAGCAGCCCCUCUAGUGUUUUCCUAAACAACUUCGCUUCCAAGGAUUCCAAUUCACCAGUGAACCGUCAUCAUGCCCCUAGUCAUCUCCCUCCACGUGUUCGUCCGGUUCGACGUUUCCAGCAAUGCGAAACUCGUUGGCCAGCUUGGUCGCCUCCCCGCCAUGUGGACGACCGUCGCGGCGAUCAGCAGCGACCACUUCAAAAGGCUUCCCAUUUAUGGGCUCAAAUUGAACAAAUAAAUUUGCAAUAA